GUGAUAAUGGACUUGCAUGCAGUUCAAGGUUCUCAGAACGGCAAUGAUCACAGUGGGGCAAGAGAUGGAUAUAUAGAAUGGGGAGAUUCAUACAUACCAAACACAGUCUCAGUCAUUGACUUCUUUGCACGAAGAUACGGUGACAAUCCAAGCCUAGGAGGAGUAGAAUUGAUGAAUGAGCCAUCGGGUGUCAAUCUAGAUAGCCUAAAAAACUAUUACAAGCAAGCUUAUGAUGCUGUGAGGAGAUAUAGCCAGAGUGCUUAUGUCAUCAUGUCAAACCCAUUGGAUCAUGAUUCUAAAGUACUUCUCUCAUUUGUCCAACAUUUUAAUAAUGUAGUCAUUGAUGUGCAUUACUACAAUCUUUAUUCCGAUUACUUCAAUAGCCAGAACACACAACAAAACAUUGACUUCAUAAGAAAUCAAAGAGCCUCGGAUCUCAGUGGUGUCUCUUCAACUAACGCUCUUAGUUUUGUUGGGGAAUGGACUAGUGCAUGGAGCGUGCAAGGUGCAUCAAAGGAAGAUUAUCAGAACUAUGCACAAGCACAAUUGGAUGUGUAUUCACGUGCAACCUUUGGAUGGGCAUAUUGGUCCUACAAAUGUCAAUAUGAUCAAUAGAGCCUUAAGUGGAUGAUCG
This is a messenger RNA of Arachis ipaensis, 634 nucleotides long. NCBI's taxonomy places the organism in Eukaryota, Viridiplantae, Streptophyta, Magnoliopsida, Fabales, Fabaceae. The record is from RefSeq and is a predicted model, not a curated record.